Messenger RNA from Elaeis guineensis (African oil palm), 1053 nucleotides. Its product is annotated as E3 ubiquitin-protein ligase MPSR1. Gene Ontology annotation, molecular function: ubiquitin protein ligase activity. Gene Ontology annotation, biological process: protein ubiquitination. Gene Ontology annotation, cellular component: cytoplasm. Lineage: Eukaryota; Viridiplantae; Streptophyta; Magnoliopsida; Arecales; Arecaceae. The record is from RefSeq and is a predicted model, not a curated record.
AUUAUCAAACUUUGGGUUGGGUGGGCUGGUAACAAACUUCCAGAUCAUUCUAGAGUUCCACUAUCAGUCCUUUUUAAUCCACCGCCCAAGCCUCCUUUCUUCCCAAUUUUAUUCCUGUUCUUUUCUAAUCUUAAUUCCAAAAUCUCUCGCUCGAGGUGAGAUGGCGGCGGAGUCGGAGAGCGAGGCAGCGAACGCGGAGCAGCAGAUGAGGGAGGCGGCGGCGGAGUCGGAGAGAGAGGGGGCGAACGCGGAGCAGCGCGUGAGCGAGGCGGCGGGCGGCGGGGAGAGGCGGAGAUUCUUCCCGAUCUUCGUCGGCGUUAUGGGGCCGCCGCCACCGGCUGAUGGAGGACCGGCGCCGCCGCCGGACCGGAUCGUGCUGGUGAACCCGCUGACGCAGGGGAUGGUGGUGCUCCAGGGGGACCCGGAGCUCGUGGCGGAGCUCCUCUCCGGGAGGGGCGGGGGAGGAUCAGGCGGCCCGCCGCCGGCGUCGAGGGCGUCGAUCGAGGCGAUGAAGAUGGUGGAGGUCGGGCAGGAGGGGGAGGAGGUGGGUGAAUGUCCGGUGUGCCUGGAUGAGCUCGCCGGAGCGGCGGAGGAGGAGGCGGCGGUGGUGAAGGAGAUGCCGUGCCGGCAUAGGUUUCAUGGGCGGUGCAUCGAGAAGUGGCUGGGGAUGCACGGGUCGUGCCCCAUGUGCCGGUUCCGGAUGCCGGCGGAGGAGGAGGGGGACUCGAAGAAGGGCGGCGGGGGAAGAAGGGGAGGCGGAGGAAGAGAGGAGGAGGAGGAGGAGGGAGGUUUGGGUUGCGAUCGCUUUCAGCAGGGGACAGCGAAGAGAUCGGCAACGGGGAGAAGGGGAAGCAGGUGAUGAUUAAGGAGGCAGGUUGAUGCUUUGGGAUUUGUUUUUUGUUUUUUUUUAAGUUAAGAGAUUCUUUCCCUUUUGGUUGAAGGAGGGUGUGUACAGAUGAUGAAAUGUGAAGCAACGUUUUAUUUUCGGUUACCAUUUAUUGAUAUUUGGAUGAUUGCAUGAUUAAUAGAUGUGAACUCCGAGGUAGCUAUGAU